This is a messenger RNA of Populus nigra (black poplar), 1656 nucleotides long. RefSeq names its product benzyl alcohol O-benzoyltransferase-like. Bases 70 to 1467 code for a protein of 465 amino acids. The record is from RefSeq and is a predicted model, not a curated record. NCBI's taxonomy places the organism in Eukaryota, Viridiplantae, Streptophyta, Magnoliopsida, Malpighiales, Salicaceae. The transcript has 2 exons.
UAUUCUUACCGGCCGUGGCAUAGCUGCCAUUGAUCACAGUUUGCCGCACACACUAUUUAAUUUUAUGCCAUGGCAGCAUCUACUCCCUUAUCAUUUGCGGUCCGACGAUGCGAACCUGAAUUGGUUGCCCCAGCUAGAGCAACUCCUCAUGAACUCAGACAGCUUUCUGAUAUUGAUCGCCAAUUAUACCUCCAAUUCCAAUCACCGAAUUACAACUUGUAUGCACACAAUCCCUCAAUCCAAGGGAAAGAUCCCGUGAAGGUAAUAAAAGAGGCGAUUGCACAAACACUUGUUUAUUAUUACCCUUUUGCUGGUAGGAUUAGACAAGGGCCAGACAAUAAGCUUAUAGUUGAAUGUACUGGGGAGGGUGUUUCGUUCAUCGAAGCCGAUGCCGAUGCUACAGUUGAGCAGUUUGGUGAUCCAAUUCCAUCUCCAUUCCCUUGCUUUGAAGAACUUCUAUACAACGUCCCAGGAUCUGCAGGGAUCCACAACACCCCAUUAUUGUCUUUUCAGGUGACACGCUUGAAGUGUGGUGGUUUUGUACUUGCCUAUCGUCUCAAUCACCUAAUGAGUGAUGCACUUGGCAUAGUUCAGUUAUUGAGUGCCAUAGGGGAGAUUGCACGAGGUGCGCAAGCCCCUUCAAUUCUACCUGUGUGGCAAAGGGAACUUCUCUGUGCUAGGAAUCCACCACGCGUUACUCGCAGACACAGUGAAUAUGGUAAUCAUGGUCCAGUUGUUGUUGGUCCUACAACCAACGUUCCUGAAUUCCACGGCGAAGUUUACGAUGUAGCCCACCGUAGUUUCGUUCUUAACCGCAAAGAAUUAUCAAACAUUCGUAGAUGGAUUCCUUCUCAUUUACACCCUUGUUCAAAUUUUGAGGUCAUAAGUGCAUGCUUAUGGAGAUGCUAUGCCAUAGCAUCUCAAGCAAACCCUAAUGAGCAGAUGCGCAUGCAAUUGCUUGUCAAUGCACGUUCCAAGUUCAACCCACCGUUACCAAAAGGAUAUUACGGUAACGUGCUAGCUUUGCCAGCAGCUGUAACAAAUGCUAAGAAUCUUUGUUUAAACUCAUUGGGGUAUGCAAUGGAGUUGAUAAGGAAUGCCAAGAAUGCAAUAACUGCGGAGUACAUGAGAUCAUUGGCUGAUCUAAUAGAGAUCACCAAAGGCCAGCCUAUCGGGUUACAGUCAUAUGUUGUGUCAGACAUAACAAGUAUUGGGUUUGAUCAAGUGGAUUGUGGGUGGGAUAAGCCAGUUUAUGCUGGGCCAGCUAAGGCCAUGCCUGAUGAAAUUUCUAUUGCUGGAACCUAUUUUCUGCCCUAUAGAUUCAAGAACGGAGAGCGAGGGGUUAUGCUGUUAGUUUCCUUACGCGCACCAGUUAUGGAGAGAUUUGCAGUCCUCUUAGAGGAAUUGGCAAGGAAUGAUCCAGAAAAAAGCCAAGGACAACAAGAAAUGAUACUAAGCUCCCUCUAAGACAGAAGCUAUGGUAUUACUAUAUUGUUGCCAUGGAAGUUUGAUGAUUUGUUGGUUUUCGUAGAAUUUACACACAUGUAAAAUUAAUAGUCUGAUGACUGUUGUGUUGUUUUGUUCAAUGUGUUAUCACUUAUAUAUAUAAUUCAAUAUAUAAUAAGAUCAAUAUUGUGUUCCCAAUAGUUUGGUUGA